Molecule: messenger RNA, 2035 nt
Organism: Dreissena polymorpha
Lineage: Eukaryota; Metazoa; Mollusca; Bivalvia; Myida; Dreissenidae
Product: ectonucleoside triphosphate diphosphohydrolase 3-like
Exons: 7
Coding region: 580-1863 (427 amino acids)
Biological process (GO): nucleoside diphosphate catabolic process
Cellular component (GO): membrane
Molecular function (GO): GDP phosphatase activity; UDP phosphatase activity
Source: RefSeq, a predicted model, not a curated record
CUUCAUGUUAUAAAAGGCCAUGUGAGCAACGAGCUCCAAGCCAAUACGUGACGGAAAAUAAGCGAGUCUCAAAUAGUGGAAACCGACAGCACUCGAAUCAGACGCAUACUUUUGAUUUGUAUAUAAGGAACAGUUACUUAACAGUUACACAUGGAGUUUGAAUAUGUUAAUAUUAUUGAAAAGGAUUAAUUAAAAACAAGCACACUGAUUAAUGGGGAAAAAAUCUGCAAUAUUUAAGGACAAUGAACUAUGUUGAAACUAAAUAUAGCACACUUUCAAUAAACUGAAAACAUUCAGUCUAGCAGUAGGGAAUUAAUUGUUUGAUAUAUAUUUAGACAGACGGACAAAAACUAUCUUUCAUUAAAAACUGCGUUGCCUACGUGAAUAUUUCUAUUGUUAAUACGUUAAAUUGAAACCUUAAAUUUUCGUGCAGAUAUAAAACUUAAGAGGAAGAACUUGCAUUUGAAAUUGCUUUAAUAUUUCGUUGAAAAAUCCAAUAACGUUGUAUCUUGUAUAAAUUAAUUUCAAUAUUAAUCUGUAUUUAUCAUAGUAUAACACCGAACAAAACUUGAAGCCAAAAUGUUCGCGGUUAUGUGGAUCCUUCUAGGGACGCUUUGGUGUGUCGAGUGUUUGCCGGUGAGCCCUAACAGGGAGUAUGGUAUCCUCAUGGACGCCGGAAGUAGCAGCACCAAGGUUCGGAUAUACGGCUGGCAUAAUGCGCCGAUGCAGGUUCCCGGCUUUGUGGAAGUUUACUCUGCCAGGUCCUCACCGGGGAUCGACGCGUUGAUGGCCGUACCCAGCGACAUGUCUGACUACUUCUACAAUAUAUUGGAGGACUUAAAGGAACAAAUACCGUCUGAUAGCUGGUCGGAGACGUCCAUAUACCUGAUGGCAACGGCAGGACUGCGCUUAUUGGACGAGGAAGUUACGUCAACGAUCAUGCGGACGAUACAUGCGUUGCUAGGCAACCCAGAGCUGAACCCGUUCCGGUACCAGCCUGAAAACGCUCACAUCCUGUCUGGGGAGGAGGAAGCGCUGUUUGCGUGGCUCACAGUCAACUACCUCAACGGGUACUUCUCAGCAGACGAUACUUCUUCGCCAGAAUCAUUUGGACUGAUAGAACUCGGGGGAGGAUCAGCUCAGAUCGCGUUCAUACCAGACGACCCGAUUUACGCGGGAAAAAUGCCCGUGAACAUUGCUGGGCAGGAGUACGGUGUCUACUGUCAUAGUCACUUGUCGCUUGGAGCGGGCAUCAUGGGACUGCGCGUUGUCGACUUCCUGAUACGGGAGAAUCCAAAUGCCAACGUAAUCAAUAAUCCCUGUAUGCUUAAAGGCGACGCGACCAAUCACGCAAAAGGUCAUGUGACCAUCGGAAUAGUGGGUGAUGGGAACGCCUCCCUUUGUGAAUCUGUGUUACGUCACUUUCUGUCACCAGCAGACGACGAGAUGUGUUCACCAAAACCGUGCUCCAUUGGACAGGUGUACCAGCCAUCUAUAAGGGACAACAAGUUGUUCUCGUUUGGUCUCAUCUAUUUGUUGGCCAAAGAUUUCAACGCCAUCAAUGAAGACGGAAGACUGAACCUUGUCCACUUCCAGGAGAAGGCACGGGACUAUUGUGGACAGAGUCUCAGUUAUGUCGUUGAUACACUUCGCGUGUCGCCCAAGUUCGCGUCCCGGAACUGCCAGGACGGUCUCUACAUCCCGCUAUUGAUGGCCGCUCUGGGGUUUAAUCCUGUUACCCAGAACGUAUAUGUGGCUGACAGUAUCAAACAGUCGUCUAUCGCGUGGAGUCUCGGGGCGAUGCUCUACGAGGAGGAGCGGAACCGCUACACAGAACUUGUGCAGGGAAAUGGUGAAGAAUAGUAUACCAAUAGAAGAAUAACGGGCUCGAUUAAGAAACAACAUGGUGAUUGUAAAAUUUGGCAACAAAAACGAAUUGAUGUUUAACUAGUCAGAGCAAAUAAACAUUCAUUCUUAAACUGUUAAUUACAAAAUAAAAUCGGAAUUUAAAUAGAAAAUGCUUGUCUUGCAAUUA